Messenger RNA from Macrosiphum euphorbiae (potato aphid), 339 nucleotides. The record is from the annotation of a GenBank genome assembly. NCBI's taxonomy places the organism in Eukaryota, Metazoa, Arthropoda, Insecta, Hemiptera, Aphididae.
AUGAAUAAUGUUCAAAACGAAUUCGAAGAAACUUUGAAACGCAUCCAAUCUCAAAACGGUGUUAAUGGUGUUAUUGUGGUAAACAAUAAUGGUGAUCACAUUACAUCAACAUUUGACAACAGAUCAUCUGUUAGACAUUCUGAAAUGAUGAUGAAGUUGGCUGACAACGCGAAGCGUUUUGUUAGAAAUUUAGAUCCGUCAAACGAGUUGACUGUUUUACAAAUGGGUUCUAAAAGACGAGAGGUAGUGCUCUCACCUGGUAAAGAUUUCAUAAUGAUGGUUCUUCGGGAACAAAAUCAUAAAUCUAUUAUGGGAAUUAUAGGUGCAAAGUCUUUAUAA